This is a messenger RNA of Oncorhynchus nerka (sockeye salmon), 1813 nucleotides long. Its product is annotated as L-threonine 3-dehydrogenase, mitochondrial-like. NCBI's taxonomy places the organism in Eukaryota, Metazoa, Chordata, Actinopteri, Salmoniformes, Salmonidae. The coding region runs from base 156 to 1289 and encodes 377 amino acids. Gene Ontology annotation, molecular function: L-threonine 3-dehydrogenase activity. The record is from RefSeq and is a predicted model, not a curated record. The transcript is spliced from 9 exons. Gene Ontology annotation, biological process: L-threonine catabolic process.
UACCAUGAAAACCGUUUUACCAGCGCAAUUUUCAUAAAUUCGUUUUGUAACAUAGCGUGAAAUGCGAUUGUGCGAUCUGUAAAGUCUUCAUUUUGGUUGGCACGAACAGAGACUGAUUGCAGGUUUCUGUCAGCACACAGGGUCAACAGCUCCACAUGCUACCGGGUAUGCGGUUCUAUAUGCCCUCCGCGGCAGCUCUAUUCGGAUCGUUGUGCCAUGGCUGUCGCAGCCGGGCGCGUAGUUUGUCAUUCCGGGGCUGUAGUUGGUCGCCCCGACAGAUCAGCCGGUGGAACAGUCAGGAUUCAAUUCAAUCUACUGCAGAGAACCCACGAAUUCUCAUCACAGGAGGCCUUGGCCAGUUAGGUGUGGGGCUUGCAGAAAUCCUGAGGAAACAGUACGGAACAGAAAACGUUAUCCUAUCGGAUAUUAAAAAGGCUCCACCAGAAGUGUACAGAAGUGGCCCGUUUGUGUAUGCUGACGUGUUGGACUAUAAGAACCUCAGAGAGUUGGUGGUGAAUAACCGCAUUACCUGGCUGGUGCAUUACAGCGCUCUACUCAGUGUUGUAGGAGAGGCCAAUGUGGCCCUGGCACGCAAGAUCAAUAUCACAGGCCUUCAUAAUGUGCUGGACCUGGCUCUGGAGAGCUGCUUACGUCUCUUUGUCCCUAGCACCAUCGGAGCUUUUGGCCCUUCUUCUCCCCGUGACCCCGCACCUGACCUGUGUGUCCAGAGGCCUCACACCAUUUAUGGGGUGUCCAAAGUGCACGCCGAACUGAUGGGGGAGUAUCUUCAUCACAAGUAUGGACUGGACUUCCGCUGCCUACGCUAUCCUGGCAUCAUCUCAGCUAACACACAGCCUGGGGGAGGAACAACAGACUAUGCUGUCCAGAUUUUUCACGAUGCACUCAGCACAGGUCACCACGAGUGCUAUUUACGCGCUGAUACACGUCUGCCCAUGAUGCACAUUGGUGACUGCCACCGUGCGACUGUGGAGUUCAUGCAUGCCCCGGAAUGCCAACUGUCGCUGCGCACGUACAACAUCGCUGCCAUGAGCUUCACCCCCGAGGAAGUUUCCACGGAAAUACGCAAGCACCUGCCCCACCUCAAGGUCACCUAUAACCCUGACUCUGUCCGCCAGACCAUUGCGGACAGCUGGCCAGUGAGGUUUGAUGACUCCAAUGCACAGAGAGACUGGGGCUGGAAGUCGACCUAUGGGCUUGAGGAGCUCGUCUCAGACAUGCUAAGCUCCAUCCAUGACAAGAAGACCAACGCCAGACUGCCAGUCAGCUAGCAGGCCCCACUCACAGAGACUGACCUGCCAAUCACUAUUCCCUUAAAUCCACUUCAUUCUGGGUCUGCCUAUCACAACAGACCCUCUUUAACCUUAGCAUAAUUUCCAAACCAGGAACCUUUUGUAUGUCAGGAAUAUUCUACCAAUAAACCAGGGACUAUUUUCAAACCAGGAGUCUUCAGCCAGAACCACUCAACUUGCCACGACAGUGGACACUGAAACCACACACACACACAUGGUAGGCAGCACACGCUCUCAUAAUAGCAGCCUUACUCAUUACAGUCAAUCAUUCUCUUCUGUUGUGACUUUCUUCAGUUUCUGUUGUUUUAAUUGUGAUAGAGAUCAUUUAAGUAUCAUAGCAGGUUUAAUAUUAGCCUCAAACCUCUGGGGGAAAUAGGCUUCAGGCAAAUUAUUUUACAUAUAGUUAAGUCAAAUCAAAUUAUAUUUGUCCCAUGUGCCAAAUACAACAACCUUACAGUGAAAUGCUUACUUUACAAGCCCUUAACCAACAAUGCAGUUUUAAG